AUGGCUUUGUUAACUGUUGCUGUUGGUGAAGCUAAACCAAAUGAAACUGCUCCAAGGAGAAGAGCAGCUCAAAAAGAGGCAUCUAUCGACCGUCCAGCUGACUGUAAAGGAACCACCAUUCCAGAAUUUAUUGAGGAAUGUUUUAAGAGAAAUGGAAACAAGAAUGCUAUGGGUUGGAGAGAUUUGAAAGAAGUUUACGUUGAAACCAAGGAAAUUACCAAGAAUAUCGAUGGUGAAACCAAGAAAAUUUCUAAAGAUUGGACUUAUUACGAAAUGGGACCAUACAAUUAUAUCAAAUAUCCAGAAUUGUUGACUUUGAUUAAAAACUACUCCAAGGGUUUAAUUGAAUUGGGUUUGAAACCAAAUCAACAAUCAAAAUUGAUGGUUUAUGCCUCGACUUCGCAAAAAUGGUUACAAACAUUUUUAUCAUCAACUUUUCAAAAUUUGCCCAUUGUUACUGCUUAUGAUACUCUUGGUGAACUGGGUUUAACUCACUCGUUGGUUCAAACUGAUGCUGAUGCAAUUUUCACUGAUAAUGCUCUUUUGAAAACAUUGGCUAAUCCAUUGAAGGAAGCUAAAAAUGUCAAAUUUAUCAUUCAUUCGGAACCAAUUGACCCUAAUGAUACCAGAAAAAAGGGUCAACUUUACAAGGAUGCUCAAGAUGCUAAAGAUGCAUUGUUGAAGGUUAACCCCAAUUUGAAAUUUAUCCCCUAUGCUGAAGUUAUUGAAUUGGGUGCUAAAUCAAGUCAAGAGUUGCACUUGCCAACAGCUGAAGAUUUGGCAUGUAUCAUGUACACAUCAGGUUCAACUGGACCGCCAAAGGGGGUUUCCAUCACCAAUGCUAAUAUCUUGGCUGCUGUGGCUGGUAUUUCCACCAAUGCUGGUAGAGAUAUUGUUGGAGAUGGAGAUUCAGUUAUUGCAUUUUUGCCAUUGGCUCACAUUUUUGAAUUGGUGGUUGAAUGUCUCACCUUGUGGUGGGGUGUACCAUUGGGAUACGCCAAUGUCAAGACUUUAACUGAAGCUUCAUGCAGAAACUGUCAACCGGAUUUGGCUGAAUUUAAACCAACAAUUAUGGUUGGUGUUGCUGCCGUUUGGGAGUCGGUGCGUAAGGGAGUUUUGGCCAAGUUGAGCAAGGCUCCUUUUAUUGCUCAAAAAUUGUUUUGGGCUGCAUUUAAUUAUAAAGUAACCAUGAAUAAAAUGCAUGCUCCUGGUGCAUCUAUUUUUAAUUUUUUUUUCAAAAAGGUUAGAGAAGCUACUGGUGGUCGUGUUAGAUACACCAUGAAUGGUGGAUCACCAAUUUCCAUUGAUGCACAAACAUUUGUUUCGACAUUGAUUGCACCAAUGUUGUUGGGAUACGGUUUAACGGAAACUUGUGCCAUGGGUUGUCUUGUUGAACCAAAACACUUUGAAUUGGGUACAUUGGGAUCAUUGGUUGGAUCAGUUACAGUUAAAUUGGUUGAUGUUAAAGAUGCUGGAUAUUUUGCUAAAAACAACCAAGGAGAAAUUUACAUUAGAGGUGGUCCCGUUGUCAAACUGUACUAUAAGAAUGAAAAGGAAACCAGUGAAGGUUUUACCGAAGAUGGAUGGUUCAAGACUGGUGAUAUUGGUGAAUGGCAAGCUGAUGGUGGAUUAAAGAUUAUUGACCGUAAAAAGAAUCUUGUCAAGACCUUGAAUGGUGAAUACAUUGCCUUGGAGAAAUUGGAGUCUGUGUAUCGAUCAAACCCAUUGGUUAUGAAUUUAUGUGCAUAUGCUGAUGAAACCAAGGUUAAACCAAUUGCCAUUGUUGUGCCCCAAGAAAAUUUCUUGAACCAAUUGGGCUUUGAUUCCAACACCGCUUAUGAUGACCGUAAAUUGGUUUCCAAGUUUGUAAACAGCUUGAAUGCCACUGGUAAAGCUCAAGGAUUGAAUGGUAUUGAAUUGUUGCAAAGCAUUGUCUUGGUUCAUGAUGAAUGGACUCCCGAAAAUGGAUUUGUGUCGUCAGCUCAAAAGUUGCAGAGAAAGAAGAUUUUAAAGACUUAUGAAACUCAAGUCAAGAAGGCUUAUGGGGAUUCAUAA
This is a messenger RNA of Lodderomyces parapsilosis, 2055 nucleotides long. RefSeq names its product long-chain fatty acid-CoA ligase (gene FAA4). The transcript has a single exon. The record is from RefSeq and is a predicted model, not a curated record. The coding region runs from base 1 to 2055 and encodes 684 amino acids. NCBI's taxonomy places the organism in Eukaryota, Fungi, Ascomycota, Pichiomycetes, Serinales, Debaryomycetaceae. Gene Ontology annotation, molecular function: long-chain fatty acid-CoA ligase activity. Gene Ontology annotation, biological process: long-chain fatty acid metabolic process; long-chain fatty-acyl-CoA metabolic process. Gene Ontology annotation, cellular component: lipid droplet; endoplasmic reticulum; plasma membrane.